CGCACUUCGAAAAAUUACAACAUCACUUUGUCAUUUUCUUCUAUUUCCACCAUUAAAGCUCAAGAAAACGAAAGGUUAAGCGAUAAAAAAAGAUAGAGAGAGUGUAUGUGAGUAGACGGCAGAGAGAGAGAGAAAGAGAAAGAGAGUUCCUUUAACUCUCUUCUUCCUCUGCAAAUCUGACAUCAACAAGAAGAAGAAAAAAAGAGUUCAUUUACUACUUCACGGGAGCUUAACUUUUUCUGAAAACCUGGAUGGGCUUUUAGUUCUUUUUCUCCUGGAUCUUGAAAUUUAAGAUCUUACAAAAAUGUCUUUUGUUCGAUUCACAAUUGAACAAAAAGACAGCAACUUUGCAUACCCACCACCGUUUUACAAAGACCCAAUUCUCCCUCCGCCGCCACCGUCCGGUAACAGAAUCAGCCCCGCGGUUCUAUUCGUAAUCGUCAUCCUAGCCGUCUUGUUCUUCAUCUCCGGCCUUCUUCAUCUACUCGUUAGGUUUCUCAUCAAACAUCCUUCUCCUCCUUCGAGGUCCAACAGAUACCCAGAGAUCUCCACCACCGACGCUCUUCAAAGACAGCUUCAACAGCUGUUCCAUCUCAACGACUCUGGUCUCGACCAAGCCUUCAUCGACGCUUUGCCUGUUUUUCACUACAAAGAAAUGGUCGGCGCGUCCAAGGAGCCGUUUGAUUGUGCGGUCUGUCUCUGUGAGUUUACUGAGAAAGAUAAGCUGAGGUUGUUGCCAAUGUGUAGCCACGCUUUUCAUUUAAACUGUAUUGAUACUUGGCUUCAGUCUAACUCCACUUGUCCUCUUUGUCGUGGCACUCUCUUCUCCCCUGGCUUCUCCAUGGAGAAUCCCAUGUUUGACUUCGAUGAUAUAAGAGAAGAAGAAGAGUGUGUAGCUGAGAAGACGGUGGAGAUUCAAGAAAUCGCUGUGGAGAAAGGGGUUUUACCUGUGAGGUUAGGGAAGUUCAAGAGGCUUGACAAUGUUGGUCAUGAUGCUGUUGGAGAGACUAGUAGUAGUAAUCUUGAUGCAAGGAGAUGUUUCUCUAUGGGUUCGUAUCAGUAUAUACUCGGUAACUCAGAGCUUAAGGUACCAUUUUGCAACGAUAGGCAACUGCGUUUGAAACCACAGGACAAAGAGUCUCAGGAUUCGUCAGGUGAGGAGAAGAAGAUGAGUAGUGUUGUGGCUAAAGGAGAGAGCUUUUCAGUUUCAAAGAUUUGGUUGUGGCCAAGGAAAGAUAAGUUCUCUUCAGAUGCUCAAAGGAGGUUGCCUUCUUCGUCGCUUAACGUUGAUGAUCUUCCAAAACUUCCAUGGAUGGAAGAUCAUAAGAAGCUGGAGAACGGUGAAAGGUAGUUUCUUGUACUCAUUUUGGAUCAGAUAUGGUUUAGGGUUAAUGAUUAUAUCUUUGGGGGUUUGACAAUCAUAUGUUGUAACAUAUUGUUAUGAGGUUUAUUAGAAAUUCAUUUUACAUUUUGGUUGUUAAUGAUAUUGUUAUGAGGUUAAUUACGCAUGCUCAAGUCUAAUGGAUUCCAAAAGACUGAUACUUUAGCUUUAUUUUUCUUCACUUUAGAGUCACUGGUUCUCUUUUCUCUCUUCUUUUCAAUUUACUUUCC
Messenger RNA from Eruca vesicaria subsp. sativa (arugula), 1611 nucleotides. The record is from the annotation of a GenBank genome assembly. Lineage: Eukaryota; Viridiplantae; Streptophyta; Magnoliopsida; Brassicales; Brassicaceae.